UGUAACAGCAUCUCCAUUCACAGCAGCGCCAAAAACAAAAGUGCUCCCAGAAAUAAAGACGGUGUAUAUAAUAAAGGGCGAACGAGCACUAUCGUCACUAUUUCAAGUGUGUUAGUGUAGUGAACGAGAGAGAGAGGUGAAAAGUAACGCGCUUUAUUGUUGCUUGUUCGGUACAGCACCUAAGGGUUUGGUAUCAGAUUGAAGAUGAUAGACUUUGCUCGCGUGCAGAAGGAGCUUGCGGAAUGCAGCAAAGACGCUGAGGGAUCGGGCAUCAAAGUGAGCCCUAAAAGCGACAACCUUCUUUUCUUGAUCGGUACCAUUCCUGGCCCUAUUGGAACUCCCUAUGAAGGGGGUGUUUUCCAGAUUGACAUCACAUUGCCAGAUGGAUACCCAUUUGAACCCCCCAAGAUGCAGUUUGCAACCAAAGUCUGGCACCCUAAUAUCAGCAGUCAGAGUGGGGCUAUUUGCCUGGACAUCUUGAAGGACCAGUGGAGCCCAGCACUCACUCUGAAGACUGCACUUCUUUCAGUGCAGGCACUUCUCUCUGCCCCUCAGCCUGAUGAUCCUCAAGAUGCUGUUGUAGCACAGCAGUAUCUGAAAGAGUAUCAGACAUUUGUUAGCACUGCUCGCUACUGGACAGAAAGUUUUGCCAAGACAUCAUCUCUUGGAAUUGAAGAUAAGGUACAGAAACUCGUUGAGAUGGGAUUUCCGGAAGCUCAAGUAAGGAGCAUUUUGGAAGCUGUUGGUGGUGAUGAAAACUUGGCUCUUGAAAGGCUGCUGUAGCUUAUGUAUGAGAUAUCAGCUAAAUCAUUUUGAUCAUUGUGAAGUUUAGGAUUGUUACUGGAAGAUGGUUGAACCAUAUAGACAAAAGGGUUUAUUGAAUAUAAAGUAAUAUCGUAUAGUCUUUUUGUUUCACUCUGUCAUCUUUUUUCUCUUUGAAAACUUUGGUACUCGAGACAUUUUCCAAAAUGUUAUAUAGGAGGUAUGAAAUUAAAUACCUC
This is a messenger RNA of Gastrolobium bilobum, 1001 nucleotides long. RefSeq names its product ubiquitin-conjugating enzyme E2 27. The transcript has 6 exons. Gene Ontology annotation, biological process: protein polyubiquitination; proteasome-mediated ubiquitin-dependent protein catabolic process. Gene Ontology annotation, cellular component: nucleus. The record is from RefSeq and is a predicted model, not a curated record. Lineage: Eukaryota; Viridiplantae; Streptophyta; Magnoliopsida; Fabales; Fabaceae. Gene Ontology annotation, molecular function: ubiquitin conjugating enzyme activity; protein binding. The coding region runs from base 205 to 783 and encodes 192 amino acids.